This is a messenger RNA of Pieris rapae (cabbage white), 831 nucleotides long. RefSeq names its product ubiquitin-conjugating enzyme E2 T-like. Bases 203 to 670 code for a protein of 155 amino acids. The transcript has 2 exons. Lineage: Eukaryota; Metazoa; Arthropoda; Insecta; Lepidoptera; Pieridae. The record is from RefSeq and is a predicted model, not a curated record.
UAAAGGUCUAGAUACCAGGCCACUGCAAAAAAAAUUGUCUACAUAUUAAGUUGAAUCUAUCAAUCAACAAAGUUGAAAUUAUAUUACUUAAUUAAUAUUUUGAUAAAUUGCAACUUUCGGUACUCUGUAUUGCAUAUACGAAUUAAUAAUUAACUCAACAAAUAACCUUACCGGAAUUGAACAUAAACAAACAUUUCCUACAAUGUCAAGUGCCAAAUCUGUGCGUUUAACCCGCGAAAUGAAAAGUUUUUGGAAUAAACCCCCAUGGGGAAUUACAUGUCGUCCAGAGAAAGAAGAUGUUCUCGAUGUCUUGAUGAUAAAUAUGUGUGGGCCUAGAGGCUCUCCUUAUGAAUCUGGACAGUUUAAAUUAGUGAUAAAUGUUCCAGACCGAUAUCCUUUUGAACCACCUCAAGUAAAGUUUGUGACACCAGUUUAUCAUCCAAAUAUUGAUGCAGUUGGAAGGAUAUGUAUGAACAUGCUAAAAAUGCCGCCUAAAGGAUCUUGGUUACCUACAAUUACCAUAGAAACACUAUUAAUAUCAAUCCAAACACUACUUGCUAACCCAAAUCCUGAUGACCCGCUGGUAACAGAAAUAGCUAUGGAGUAUAAAUAUAAUAUUGAUUUAUUUUAUGAAAAUGCUAAAAAACAUACUAAAGCAUAUGCUGUGUAAAUAUCUUUUGAUAUCAGGUUCAUAGUGUAACUUAUCUAGUUAAUUAAAGAUACAAUUAAAUAUGUAAUAAUUACUUUACAAUAUUAUCUUACUCAGUUCAUGUGGUUCACAGACAACAUAAGUGGACAGUACACUCGUUGAAAAACUAUUGUGAGCCUAAA